Messenger RNA from Alternaria rosae, 1233 nucleotides. Its product is annotated as Alpha/Beta hydrolase protein. Gene Ontology annotation, molecular function: aminopeptidase activity. Lineage: Eukaryota; Fungi; Ascomycota; Dothideomycetes; Pleosporales; Pleosporaceae. The transcript has 2 exons. Gene Ontology annotation, biological process: proteolysis. Gene Ontology annotation, cellular component: cytoplasm. The record is from RefSeq and is a predicted model, not a curated record. Bases 72 to 1049 code for a protein of 325 amino acids.
ACACGUCGACUACAAAGGUUCUUUGCGUCUUCUUGUCUAGCUGUAAACUUUCUAGCUACUACGAAGGCAACAUGGCUCAAACACCCCAGUUCACCAGCUACGAGCAUGAAGAUGCCUGGGACGUGAAUUGGCUGCGCGUGGACGAUACCCAUGAACUUUACUAUCAACAGUUCGGCAAGAAGGAUGGAAAGCCUGUCAUCUACCUCCAUGGCGGGCCUGGUGGAAACUGCUCCAAAGCCAACACCGUCUUCUUCAACCCUUCUGAAUACCGAGUAAUUCUGCUCGACCAGCGAGGCUGUGGUCAAUCGCGCCCUAAUGCCAACACCACAGACAACACUACCUGGCAUCUCGUCGACGAUAUUGAAAAGCUGCGCAAGCAUCUGAAAAUUUCCAAAUGGCACAUGGUCUUCGGCGGCUCCUGGGGGUCCACACUCGCUCUCGCAUAUGCGCAAACACAUCCCGAUAGUGUAGGUAGUCUGGUCCUGCGCGGCAUCUUCACAGUGCGAGACGUCGAACUCAAGUGGACCAACCAUGCAGGCGGCGUGCAGAUGCUGUUCCCCGACCGCUGGGAGGACUUUAUCAACUUUUUACCAGAGGAAGAACGUUCUGAUCAUAUCGGCAACUACCACAAACGCCUCAUGUCUCCGGACUCGGCUAUCAGUCAUCCCGCGGCUGCGGCGUGGAACACGUGGGAGCUAUCAAUCAGCACCCUGUACCCUGACCCACACGCGUACAAGAAACUGAAAGAACCAGCCUACUUACUCGCACAUGCGAGGAUGGAGAUCCACUACUUCAUCAACAAAGCAUGGAUGGAAGACGGGCAGUUGUUGAGGAAGGAGAACGUGGAUCGGAUCCGGAACAUUCCGACGACCAUCGUGCAGGGCAGGUACGAUGUUGUCUGCCCGCCGAUUACAGCAUGGGAGUUGCACAAGCAGUGGCCGGAGAGCAGAUUGCAUUUCAUAGACGAUGCUGGGCACAGUGUUAUGGAGCCCGGGACGAGGAAGAAGUUGACUGAGGUGUGCGACGAAUACGCGAAUCUCAGCGUCUAGCCAUGUGCAGCUGCGGCAUUCGUGUUAGGCUAGCGUUACUCUGAGACAUCACGAUCGGAUGAAUUUGACGAGAAAUUAAGCCGUACUUGCCUCCCCCAGCUUUGGCUAUACGGGCCGUUUGUGUGUUGGCUGACUAACGCCAAGACGACGCGCCAAAGUCCAGAAGACGGGCUGGGGCCAGCGC